AUGAAUACGAUCAGUCUCCCAUAUAACUCAAAUGAUGCUCACAUUUGGACAAAUAUCGAUCCAGACCUUGAAUUGAUCGAACCAAGAAUACUCGUCUCCAUCAAUCGGAAUUAUCUUGUCUAUGGCAGAAAGCUUGGUCGGCCUCCACUAAAUCACCAACUGACUAUAGUCAACCAUGGAGAGCAUCCGGUAGCAUUCAAAGUAAUGACCACGGAUAAUUAUGCGUAUUUUGUGAAUCAGGCAUUCGGAAUUAUCCCUGGACGUCACCUUCAUGCAAUUCCACAUGUCCGUGCCCCGAAUCAGUUCACACUGCAAGUAAAUAGACGACCUUACAAUUGCUUUUGCGAUGAGCAACAGCCUUCUCACUGGAACACACCUCGCAAGGACAAAUUAUUCAUUCUGCUGGCAUCGGUGUUUUCAUUCAACAUUCCACCAGCGGCCCUCUUUCAUCAUGAGGGGUGCUAUGAAAAAUUACGAGUUUGCUUAGAAUACACAGGGAUGCCUACGGACCCAGCUAAAGAUGUGUCUCUGAUUUUCAAACGUUUUCCGGGUUGGUGCACUUGGGCUGUAGAGAAGAAAAGAGAGGCGUCGUGGGAGUUGAUGGGGAAAACAAAAGAAGAAGCGAAACGUAUGAUAAUUAACAAGCCAUGCCCAAUCCCAUUGAAGUUUGAAGAAAUUCCAGAACCUCCAAAGGAACAACCGUCAAAGAAGAAGAAAGAAGCAAAGAAAAAUAAGCGCAAAACAAAAGCUGCAGAAUCUGUACGCAGAAUGUACAGUCCUCCUCCAGAAGAAGCAGAACAUGUUUCCACUUCGGAACGACGCGGAAAAUUCACUGGGAAACUUGGUGUUGGAAAAGCAAGUGGCAGGGAAAAACCAAUGAUAUCGUUGAGCGUACAGCUGCAAGAACAAGCAAACAAACAAGCCUUACAUCUCAAAGAAAGAUCAAGUCAAUGGGAAGACGCUCCGACACAAGUAUUCAGUGUUAUAAAACAGCCGAAACCCGAAGAAGGUAGCCGUGCAAAAGCCGUAUCGCAUAUAAGUACCAUGAGAGAUUUGAAAAACCUGAUAUCGCUCAGAAGUCAGCUACACCACCCUAAAGAAGCUAGACCAGGAUCUUCUGAGCGACCUCGGCAAACCGGCGCUUCAUCGAGUGCCGAAGGGCAUUUUAGCACAACUAGCACACAGCGUUCGCGUCCGAGCAGUGCGAAGAUUUGA
Molecule: messenger RNA, 1215 nt
Organism: Cylicocyclus nassatus
Lineage: Eukaryota; Metazoa; Nematoda; Chromadorea; Rhabditida; Strongylidae
Source: the annotation of a GenBank genome assembly